GUAACUUAUGGCUUUCAUCAUUGCCUUAACCAUUCCUACGACGUUAUGUUUAAAAAAACGUUAAACUCGUGUGUUUUCCGCAUGGACUUACGGUUAUUUUAGAGAAAUAAUUAUUACCGGUGUUUUGUUUUAAUCGAGCGGUAAAUAGUUUUAUAAAUAAUGCGGAAAAAAACGAAGACAUUACUUUUUGUAGGUUUAGCUGGGAUUGCUUUCAUAAACUUUUAUUUAUACAAUGAUCACCAAAGACUUUUUUCCAAGACACCUGAACCCAGUAGAGCAUAUUCCGUGUUGGUCAAAGACGUCGGUUUACCACGUUACAUACGGUUUGAAAGCGAGGCUAACCGGAACUUGUCGGACCCUAUCGUUAACAAAAUGCUAAAGAAGAUCGUCGAUGACGGAAUGAUUGAAUACGCUAUACCUGGCUACUUUUGGCCUGUUUCGAUGGCAAAGCUAACCCGGAUGCUGGGCGCCUUGGCACGCCAUGAGGCCACAAGACUCGAGUGGUUCCGUUGGGAGAAAACGGAGCCGAAGAAUGGGACGGACUUUCCGGCGUGGAAGCGCGUACAUUGGAACAUUCGACAAUUCUCAUACUACGACCCCGACGACCCGGCCGUCGCCCGUCUCAUGCACAACCUUGCUACACUUCCGGUGGUAAAAGCAGAGGAAAAGAACGGCGGCACACAGUUCAAGAUGGCCCUCGAGUUCGAGGACGGCGGUCAGGCCAUCGUCAAAUUCAUGAGACUUCCACGGGAGAUCGACGAGGACGAAAACCGGUACGUGUUUGACGUCAUCGAGCGGCACGUGGCGGAGAUAGCGUCUUUCCAACUGGACAAAGUUUUGGGAUUUUAUCGAAUGCCACCAACGAUAGGACGAAAGUUCAAUAUAACGUCAGAGUUGUUACCUCAUGUCGAAAAGGAUUUCCGCAAGACGUUCUAUAGGUCACCAGCGGGUAACCUGUGUUUUUUCGGGACGUGUGAGCCACGUCACUACUGCAACACGGCGCACCCGUUCUGUGGCAGCCCUGACGUCAUCGAAGCGUCCGUGAUGGCAUUCUUCCCCGAUCGGAAAUACGCGGACCGCAUCUCCCUGAAGCAGCCUUGGAAACGCUCCUACCAGCGGAACAGGAAGGCGGACUGGGAGCUAAAUGACUUCAAAUGCAUCUCUGUCAAAAAGACGCCGCCCUAUAACAACGGAAAACUUCUCCUCGAUCUCAUAGAUGUUCACACUUUCGACUUUCUAACCGGGAACAAGGACCGACACAACAUCGCUAUGUUCCGGGAAUGGGGCAACUACACCUUCCCGCUCUCUUAUGACAACGGACGAGGGUUCGGGCGGCAAGACUACGACGCCCUGUCCAUCCUCGCGCCACUCCGCCAGUGCUGCCAUAUCCGGCAUUCAACGUUUCUCAAAUACCUAAAACUCUACUUGGGACCGGAAACACUCAGCUCCAUCAUGGAGCAAGCCCUUGCGGACGACCCUGUGGCUCCCGUGCUUCUUCCUGGGCACCUGCGCGCGCUUGAUAGACGCCUGGUUACGAUCCUCCGUACGGUUGCAAACUGUAUAGAGAAAAACGGUGUAUCAGUUAUUGUUAAGGACAAAUUCUGAUAUGAGAUCUAUAUUUCUCUACCAACUUCUAUUUCUUACAUUUAUCGUAGGUUGUCAAAUAGGGGAAGCAUGUUGCUUUACAAAAACUACGAUGGCAUAGAGAUGACAUACUUAUAUUUGUUUUGUUUUUAAAAUGAAUAACGUAUCUAAUUAAAAUGACUUACGUGUCUCGUUAAAACGACUAAGUAUCUCAUUAAAACGACUAACGUUUCUCAUUAAAAUGACUUACUUUUCUCGUUAAAACGACUAAGUAUAUCGUUAAAACGACUUACGUUUCUCAUUAAAACGACUAAGUAUCUCAUCAAAACGACAUACGCUUCUCAUAAAAACGACUAAGUAUAACGUUAAAUCGACUUACGUUUCUCAUUCAAAAGAAUAAGUAACUCGUUAAAACGACUUACGUUUCCCAUUAAAACAACUAAGUAUCUCGUUAAAACGACUAAGAAUCUCAUUAAAACGACUUACGGUUCUCGUUAAAACGACUGAGGAUAACGUUAAAACGACUUACGCUUCUCAUAAAAACGACUAAGUAUAACGUUAAAUCGACUUACGUUUCUCAUUCAAACGACUAAGUAACUCGUUAAAACGACUUACGUUUCCCAUUAAAACAACUAAAUAUCUCGUUAAAACGACUAAGAAUCUCAUUAAAACGACUUACGGUUCUCAUUCAAACGACUAAGUAUUCAUUAAAUCUACUUACGUUUCUCAUUUAAACGACUAAGUAUCUCGUUAAAAUGACUUACGUUUCUCAUUUAAACGACUAAGUACCUCGUUAAAACGACUUACGUUUCUCAUUUAAACGACUAAGUAUCUCGUUAAAACGACUAACGUUUCCCAUUAAAACAACUAAGUAUCUCGUUAAAUCGACUAAGUAUCUCGUUAAAACGACUAAGUAUCUCAUUAAAUCGACUUACGUUUCUCAUUAAAACGACUAAGUAUCUCGUUAAAACGACUUACGGUUUCCAUUUAAACAACUAAGUAUCUUGUUGAAACGACUAAGUAUCUCGUUAAAACAACUAAGUUUCUCGUUAAUUCGACAAACGAUAUCGUUAAAACGACUAAGUAUCUCUUUAAAACGACUUAGGUUUCCCAUUAAAACAACAAAGUAUCUCGUUUAAUCGACUAAGUAUCUCGUUAAAACGAUUAAGUUUCUCAUUAAAUCGACUAAUGUUUCUCAUUAAAACGACUAAGUAUCUCGUUAAAAAUACUUACGUUUCCCAUUAAAACAACUAAGCAUCUCGUUAAAUCGACUAAGUAUCUGGUUAAAACGAUUAAGUUUCUCAUUAAAUCGACUAACGUUUCUCAUUAAAACGACUAAGUAUCUCGUUAAAACGACUAACGUUUAUCAUUAAAACGUCUAACCUUUCUCAUUAAAACGACUAAGUAUCUCAUCAAAACGGCUUACAUUACUCAUUAAAACGACUUACUUUUCUCGUUAAAAUGACUGAGGAUAACGUUAAAACGACUUACGCUUCUCAUAAAAACGACUAAGUAUAACGUUAAAUCGACUUACGUUUCUCAUUCAAACGACUAAGUAACUCGUUAAAACGACUUACGUUUCCCAUUAAAACAACUAAGUAUCUCGUUAAAACGACUAAGAAUCUCAUUAAAUCGACUUACGGUUCUCAUUCAAACGACUAAGUAUCUCGUUAAAUCGACUUACGUUUCUCAUUUAAACGACUAAGUAUCUCGUUAAAACGACUUACGGUUGUCAUUCAAACGACUAAGUAUCUCAUUAAAACGACUUACGUUUCCCAUUAAAACGACUAAGUAUCUUGUUAAAUCGACUUACGUUUCUCAUUUAAACGACUAAGUAUCUCGUUAAAACGACUUACGUUUCUCAUUUAAACGACUAAGUAUCUCGUUAAAACGACUUACGUUUCCCAUUAAAACAACUAAGUAUCUUGUUGAAACGACUAAGUAUCUCGUUAAAACAACUAAGUUUCUCGUUAAUUCGACAAACGAUAUCGUUAAAACGACUAAGAAUCUCAUUAAAUCGACUUACGGUUCUCAUUCAAACGACUAAGUAUCUCGUUAAAUCGACUUACGUUUCUCAUUUAAACGACUAAGUAUCUCGUUAAAACGACUUACGGUUGUCAUUCAAACGACUAAGAAUCUCAUUAAAACGACUUACGUUUCCCAUUAAAACGACUAAGUAUCUUGUUAAAUCGACUUACGUUUCUCAUUUAAACGACUAAGUAUCUCAUUAAAUCGACUUACGUUUCUCAUUAAAACGACUAAGUAUCUCGAUAAAACGACUUACGGUUUCCAUUCAAACAACUAAGUAUCUUGUUGAAACGACUAAGUAUCUCGUUAAAACAACUAAGUUUCUCGUUAAUUCGACAAACGAUAUCGUUAAAACGACUAAGUAUCUCAUUAAAACGACUUACGUUUCCCAUUAAAACAACUAAGUAUCUCGUUUAAUCGACUAAGUAUCUCGUUAAAACGAUUAAGUUUCUCAUUUAAUCGACUAAUGUUUCUCAUUAAAACGACUUAGCAUCUCGUUAAAACUACUUACGUUUUCUAUUAAAACAACUAAGCAUCUCGUUAAAUCGACUAAGUAUCUCGUUAAAACGAUUAAGUUUCUCAUUAAAACGACUAAGAAUCUCGUUAAAACGACUUACCUUUUCCAUUUAAACAACUAAGUAUCUUGUUAAAUCGACUAAGUAUCUCAUUAAAACUAUUAACGUUUCUCAUUAAAACGACUAAGUAUCUCAUAAAAUCGACUAACGUUUCUUAUUAAAACGACUUUCUUUUCUUGUUGAAACGACUAAAGAUAUCGUUAAAACGACUUACGUUUCUAACUUAAAACGACUAAGUAUAUCGUUCAAUCGACUAACGUUUCUCAUUAACACACUAAGUAUCUCGUUAAAACGACUUACGUUUCCCAUUAAAACAACUAAGUAUCUCGUUAAAUCGACGUAGUAUCUCGUUAAAACGAUUAAGUACCUCAUUAAAACGACUAUGUACCUCAUUAAAACGACUAAGUAUCUCGUUAAAUCUACUCACGUUUCUCAUUAAAACGACUUAGUAUCUUGUUAAAUCGACUAAGAAUCUCGUUAAACGACUAAAUAUCUCGUUAAAUGACUAAAAUAUCUCAUUAAAACGACUAAGUAUCUCGUUAAAUCUACUUACGUUUCCCAUUGGAACGACUAAGAAUCUCGUCAAAACGACUUACGUUCUCGUUAAAACGACUAAGUAUCUCGUUAAAUCGACUUAGUAUCUCCUUAAAACGACUGAAGUAUCUUGUUAAAACGACUAACGGUUCUCAUUAAAACCAGUAAAUAUCUCGUUUAAACAACAUAGGUGUCACGUUAUAUUAAUAUAAGCAACUUAAACAAAAAGUGUGCUUUGUUAUUAGAGGUAUUCAAAUAUCAUUAUAUGCAAGCGAAAGAUACGUAGGUCGUUUUAACGAGAUAAAAAAAAACGCGCGUGUCACUUCUUUGCGACCGUAAAUAACACAUUCAAUGAAUGUAUUUCAAAUUUUGAAAGCUGAAGCUAUUGAUAUGUCAAAAAAUAAAUUAAAUUUACAAUUGUAUUACUUAAAAUAUGCAAUCAAAAAUAAAACAUUCAAAGUA
Mya arenaria is the source of this 5183-nucleotide messenger RNA. RefSeq names its product extracellular serine/threonine protein kinase FAM20C-like. Gene Ontology annotation, cellular component: Golgi apparatus. Gene Ontology annotation, biological process: protein phosphorylation. The record is from RefSeq and is a predicted model, not a curated record. Gene Ontology annotation, molecular function: phosphotransferase activity, alcohol group as acceptor. The transcript is spliced from 9 exons. Bases 160 to 1605 code for a protein of 481 amino acids. Lineage: Eukaryota; Metazoa; Mollusca; Bivalvia; Myida; Myidae.